This is a messenger RNA of Arachis duranensis, 1284 nucleotides long. RefSeq names its product mRNA-decapping enzyme subunit 2. Bases 719 to 1063 code for a protein of 114 amino acids. NCBI's taxonomy places the organism in Eukaryota, Viridiplantae, Streptophyta, Magnoliopsida, Fabales, Fabaceae. The transcript is spliced from 3 exons. The record is from RefSeq and is a predicted model, not a curated record.
ACAAAUUUUUCUGUUCUUCCCUUUUCUGUUUUGUUGCUAUCUUUGAUUUUUUGGCUGAAAAUAUCAAUUAAUUAUUCUCUUUGUUGCUGAAAAUAAUCACAUUGAGGGAAGAUCACUAAUAUGGGCACAUGGGUAUUCAUAAAAACAUGAACUUUAUCAAUGAUUGAAGCCAAAAUUGGGAAUUUUUGCUAUUUUGUUAAUAAUUAUAUAAUUGGGAUCAAACAGAAUUAAAGGGGUUAUGCAAAAAAUUGGCAACUGAAAUUAAAAUGGACUUUGAAAUAAGAACUAGUGGCGCGAAUAACUAACAAUGAUGUAAAGGAAUCUAUGCAUGGGGUUUUUUGAGAUAUAUCUAUGAUGAAUGCAUUUGUGUUUGUUAUGCACACAAACAGAGUCAAAGGUUGUUGGGUAUGAAGUAUGAAGAGGGGUUUGGCACAAAGAGAAAGACCUAUUCAUUAGCUAAUUUUGCAUCUCUAGCCGAUGAGUCUAGCAUAGCUAAUUUUACAUUAUUGCUGGUGUGAAACAUGAUACUGCAUUUACCCCACAAACCAAAAAGGAGAUCAAUGUAUGUGACGCUUUCUCAUGUUACUUUUAGGUUUUGUUUUCUAUCUGGUUGGAUCAUUUUCUAAUAGUGUUAUGUUGUAUUCAUUAUAAUGCAUUUGCUAUUUUGUCCCUGGUUUCGUAUUUGAGUACUGGUGUUCUUCUAUUUAUAUGAAUCUAUAUGUGGCACCGGCUUGAUGACCUUCAACCAGCAAGUGAUGAAGUGAUAUGUCGUGGAAUCACUGGCCCCAAGCUUUAUAUGGUAUCCCCUUUUUUGGCAUCCUUGAAAUCAUGGACACAUCCACCUCCUUUGGCUCCAAGGCCUGAUUUGCCACUUAAAGGAAUUUGCGUGUGGAAAGCAAAGCACAGUUCUACAGGGAGUAGCCCAUCAUUCAUGGAUAGCCAGCCCACAAAGUCUGAAAAUGAAUUUCAAAAUCUUGAUAUAGGGCCUGGCAGGAGCUUCAGGAAUUUUAAAUUUAAUACUGCAUUGAUCUUACAAGCCAUGGAAACAGCAUUUUCUUCUUGAAGGUCCAGCAACAUUCCUGUGAAGUCCCUCCCUGUAAUUGAAUUGGAUGGCACCAUUUUCACUCUUAUGUCAGAGGUCGGUAGUGAUCAAAUUAGGUAGUUGUACAUGAUGUUUCUCAGAUUAUAUCAGAUUGAGUAAUUUGUACAUUGUGUACAUGAAUCGUUUGUGGGCCUAAACAGUAUUCUCAAUAUAAAGGUUUAUAUUCUCCGAUUUUUAAUCAA